UGUUUGUUGAUUUUAUCUCCUUACCGCUCCUUCCUCCGCCCCUUUCAAUGUCCUAGUUAGUAUAUCAAUUCUAUGACAUAGCGAGCGGUCCCACCCGCUCGCUACAUAGGCUUCCAAGCUUGCCAUUGAAAUCGGGAGUGGUGUGCAUGCGCUAUGCUAGGCAAGGAUAAGAAUAUGCAUGGGAUCGGAAGAAAAAUUAGGCUCAUGCGCAGUGGCUCAAAGGGGCGUUUUGUGUGGGGAGUUGGCCGCCUAACGGCCAGAAAAUCAAUUAGGCAGAAGAGGAAACGUGACCCAAAGAAAAAAGUGGUAUAUCGGCGUCAGGAGGAGAAGGGAUUUUGACUAUGGAAGUUAAAACUGCAAGGCUAUUUGUCUGAACAAAGAACCUCACUGUCACAAUGUCGGCUAAAUCUUCACUUCUCAAAGUGAUUCUUCUGGGUGAUGGAGGUGUUGGUAAAAGCUCGCUUAUGAACAGAUAUGUCACCAACAAGUUUGACACUCAGUUAUUCCACACAAUAGGGGUAGAGUUCUUGAAUAAAGACAUUGAUGUAGAUGGCCAUUCUGUCACAAUGCAGAUAUGGGACACAGCAGGACAAGAACGGUUCAGAAGCCUAAGAACCCCUUUCUAUAGGGGCUCAGACUGCUGUCUACUCACUUUCAGUGUUGAUGAUUCCCAGAGUUUUCAAAACCUAAGCAACUGGAAGAAAGAAUUUAUUUAUUAUGCAGAUGUGAAAGACCCAGACAGCUUCCCAUUUGUGGUUCUGGGAAACAAAAUAGACAUGGCUGAUCGACAGGUAUCAGUCGAAGAGGCAGAAUCUUGGUGCAGAGACAAUGGAAAUCACCCAUACUAUGAAACUAGUGCUAAAGAUGCCACCAAUGUUUCGUCAGCUUUUGAAGAAGCAGUAAGAAGAGUUUUGGCAAUUGAAGAUCGAUCAGAUCAGCUUAUCCAUGCAGAUACGGUUAAUCUUCACAGAAAGCCAAAAACCAGUUCAGGUUGCUGUUAACUGCUAGAUUUUUGCAUCAAUUAGAUUCUCUCUAGCUGUAGAUGUACCCUCCCAUACAGGUUUUUCUGUAUAAGAUAGGGAAUGGCACAUGUACAGCUAUUUUAAGUUUAUCGUGGAAGGCAAGCAGGAGAACAGUACCACUGACACAAUUAAGUCAUAAGUUUCACUAGGGCUUUCUGAUGUGAUCAUUCAUACACCAUCUGCCCAAAAAGAAAGGAGGCAUUUUCCCAUCAUGGAUCAGUAUUGACUUUAAGUGCAGUUUCAUUCAUGGUAAAGUUAUUUUGCACUUCAUAGACUGAGUUGCACAGCUUUAGCUUGAGAGGACACCUCUAUGAAGAAUGACCCUAAUAAGCCAUUUUUUGGCAUGUGAUUUAAAUAUCUAAGAAACAUUUAGUUUAAAUAAUUAGGAAUCACAAGAAAAUUGUAAUGAAACUUUUAGAGACCAUAGUGGAGGAACAAAUGGAACCUGCUGGUGUAAUAUGCCCAAUCAUGAACAUUAGAUAUAUACUAUUUAAUACAAUUAAAACUCCUAACACCUUUAUAAAGUAGCAUUUUCCAUAUUUAACAUAAUGUAUUUAAUGACUUAUGCCUAUUUAAUUUAAAUGUGCAUUUUGAAAAACUUAAAGAUUGCAUUUAUGAGUAAGAGGCUAUUAAAACAGAAACUUGAACGAUUGGAGAUCACUACUUUGGAUAUAUUUUUUAAAUUGUUUGCUCUAAGAAGUUAAACAAAUUGUAUGUAUAUAGAGAUUUUUUUAAUACAUUAGCAUUCCAUUCUUUGUUUACAAGUAAUGCUUUGGACACAAAUUAAUUUAAACCAAUAACAGUUUGAUUCUUUAGAGGUACUCUUUAAUUUGCAAUUUUUUAUGUUUUUGAACAAUUUAGGAAUUAAUUUUACAUUCCUGAUUUCAAAUAUCAAAUAAAAUUGCAUAUUUGAAAA
Bombina bombina (fire-bellied toad) is the source of this 1938-nucleotide messenger RNA. Its product is annotated as ras-related protein Rab-9A. The coding region runs from base 396 to 1001 and encodes 201 amino acids. Gene Ontology annotation, cellular component: late endosome; lysosome; phagocytic vesicle. Gene Ontology annotation, biological process: Rab protein signal transduction; retrograde transport, endosome to Golgi. Gene Ontology annotation, molecular function: GTPase activity; GTP binding. The record is from RefSeq and is a predicted model, not a curated record. The transcript is spliced from 3 exons. NCBI's taxonomy places the organism in Eukaryota, Metazoa, Chordata, Amphibia, Anura, Bombinatoridae.